CCAAUCAAGCGUCUCGCUGCGCAGGGCCGUCGCUUCUACUGCUUCGCAGCUACUUUCAGAUGGCUUCUUCGGUCGAAUGCGUAAAGAUAUUUCACGUUUAUCUAAAAACUUCUCGGUAAACUAAAUCUCUCGUCCCUACGGUGUAUUACUUAGAAAUAGAAUUUGUCCCUUGUCACAUCCAUCAUUGCAUAUCUGUUGUCACAAAUAAUGAUAGCGCACCGAAAUCAUUAAUUCUAGUAUGCGUUUACAAAUCGAAUUGCAUUCCUUACUUCAUUUUGGCUUUUGAUUCUAUUAAUUCAUCAUGUCAGUUGCGAUCUAUGAAUUUUCCAUUAGUUGUCAUCAUUUCUAUGUGCGCAUUAAGUACGAUGCGAUAGCAUCGAUUCGAGACUACGUUCACGCCAAGUAAACCGUAAAUUUGCAUGACGCGUUUCGCGUGACCGAAUUCGCGGUACAUUUUUGCGGUAAUUCUUAUCGCAAUGAGGUUUCCGUGGUGUAGUGGUUAUCACAUCCGCCUAACACGCGGAAGGUCCCCGGUUCGAUCCCGGGCGGAAACAUUUUUUGCUUUCGCCAAAUUCAUCGAUGCAAGAUUAUGAGGUGGGAAGAUUAAGGAUUAACGCAUGCACGCAUCUCGAGCCUGUCCUACAACCACGACAACCCACCCCCGUCGUAUCCCGAAGAGGAGGCGCAGGCGGCGGCGGCAGCGGCGGUAGCGGCGGCGGCAGCGUGCGCGACGGCGGCGGACACAUCAAUAAUUACCCAUGGCGGCGCAGGGUGGGCAAGACGCGGCGCAGGCAUCGGGCAGGUCGGAGGGAGGGUUGGACGACGGAAGAGAGAAAGAGAAUGAGAAGUUACAAAUACCCGUGGGCGCGGUGGGCAUCGAAAUCAGGAACUCCAGCAUCAAGACAAUACCAACGGACGCGUUCUCCGCGUACGGCGCCACCCUGGAGGAGCUCAAUAUCACUGGAUGCGGCGUGGAGCAGAUCGAGCCUAACGCGUUUCGCGGUCUCGGCAGGCUGCGCGUGCUGGGCCUGAUCGGCAACAGGAUCCGCGUGCUGGACGCGUCUUGGCUGCAAGACCUGACGAGCCUGGAAGCGCUGAUCGCGUGGCGCAAUCGCAUCGCCGAGAUCGACGCACGAUUGUACGAUCUGCUGCCCAAUCUGGAGUACUGGGACAUCGCGUACAACGAGCUGAACUUCUGCCUGCCGCCCGACAUGCUGCGCAGGCUGACGAGGCUGAGGAGGAUCCACAUCGCCGGCAAUCCGUGGUUGUACCGAUGCCGCCCUUCGAUGACGUGGUACCUGGGCAAAAACCACAUCCAUUUCGUCCAGGAUUGGGGCGCCAACGAUAGGCUGAUCGAGGAUUGCCUCGUGCACGAGUUGCACGCCGAUGUCGAUGACGCUGUUCUGCAAGGAUGUGUCGAUCGCAAACUCGUUACUGUCGACUCGGCGCGCGCUCUGGCCGAUUUGAGCGAGCAUGUACGCGAACUCGCGAGGAAGGUCACUGAGCUGCAGGCCGACGUCGAUGCUUUGAAAAAGAACAUUCAUUGAUCCGUCGCGAGCUUCGUUGUUUGUAAUUCUUUUGUUUCUUUUUAUGAAACUCAGCUGUGCUAAAUCAAGAGAUGUCUUAGUAGCUAUAUGCGUUUCAUCGUCGCGAGUUUACAGCGACGAUUUUUCGAUGCUUUCGAUGUUUUUUUUGCAGUUUGCAUUUGCAUGUUUUAAUUUGCAUUGAGAUUAAGAUAAAGCCGCAAUAAUGUUCAUGCGUUUUUGAUGUCUCAAUAUAAUUGAAUUGCAGUACUUCAAUAAUUACUAAACUGUUUUCUGCGGAUAAUGUUGAGGUAAUUUACUUGAAGUAUAUCUCCAAUUCUAACAUGCGAUUCUAAAGCUUCACGAUUCUUAAUAAGGUACGAACAGUGAUUGGCUACAAACUAUCGUUUCGGAGAGAUUUUCGCGAUUAGACCUGCAUCGUUUUCUGAAUAAACGAUUCGAAUCGCGAGUUCUCACAUGCUAGAAACUAACGGUAAUUCGACGCGUUCGUUCGCGCUUCAGUGCGUCCGGAAUGAUCGAAACGUUACGAAUGAUCGAAAUCUUACAAGUCGUCGAGUGCAUCAUGCAUGCUGCGUGAAGCGACUCUGGGAAACUUCAUUUUGAUAUACUUAAUCGCGCUAUAUUAUUCGCAAAAAGAGACAUGUGGCGAACUUUGAUUUAACUUUAAGUAAAUUUUCGCCAAAUCUGAAAAUGUAUUUUCCUAUACAACAUCUCUUUUUAUAUUGAGCUUUUGCUUUUAUGUGAUCAUUUCAUGAGUCAGCAACAAAUACGUUCCCAUAAAUCUGCCCUGUCUUUAUCUUGAUCCCGUUCCCGAUCAGAAAGAUCCUCGCGAGGAUCUUCGCCGUUCUCGCGUUCGAUCUGGCGUGAGGCGUCCGUAGAUCACGGCAGCGCGUCGAAUCGCUCGCGAGCGUAUUAAAUCAUUCCGCGUGUCCGCGGUAGCGCUCGUCCAUGGGGCACCGAUGGGAUUCUCCCCGCAACACCGAGACAAGAACAUUCCGGCUCCAGUUCAGCCGCCAUUCAUCAGCACCGGUCAAAAAAUGCGUAUCGCUCGCACGCGUGCAGCAGAUCGGCGGCUGCGCGCGAACGCUCGGGAUCUUUGGGGCGGUUUCCGCAGUCAUUAAUAACUCGCCGGGACGGCGAGAAGCGAGAAGCGAAAAAACCGAACGGAGAAGGACUGGGGGGGUGUUCGGCCCGCGAGCGAAACCAGGAGCGGACAGCUUCGUCACGGUGCGGAACUGUCCGUUAUGCUCGCUGCGCGAUGCAUAUUCUCGUUAAUGAAAGCGCGCGCGGCUCGCAAAAAUCUGCGAGUCGUGUAUCGCAAUUUGGCGGAGCGCGAUUGAUCUCGUGAUGAAUUAUGAAAAUUAAAACGGCCGGAAAAUCCUUUCAAGAAUCCAGAUAGUGCAGCAGCAAGAUAGCUCAAGAUUGGUUCCGAGAAUCUCGAGAAGGAUAGCUUAAUCGAAUAUGCAAGCAAUAGCUUGGAGAAACAAGGUAGAAGCCCUUAAAUAUCGCGGAACCACAAAAGUUCUUCCGCUUAUAUCGUCUCUCGAGGCUCCUAUUCUAGAACUCGAAGAUGAACUUUCUCUGUUAAUAAUACGAGAAACGUUUGAUAAGUCCUUAAAAAAUAUAUGAGAUGGUGGCACUAAUAUCAAACUGACAUGAUAAUUGACGUAUAUAUUAAUAUAUAUAUACGUACAUAUUUUCUGAAAGCUUAUCUCUCUCUCUCUCAAACGACCCUCAUAUAAAUGGAGCAAAUAGGGAUUUGAAAUGCGAUUAACCUAGACAAACAAAAGGUACGGACCUAAAAAUUUUCAGAAUUCGAAUUUCGAAAUAUUAUUCCUGAUACUUUUGUACUGACAAUUUUGUUCAUCAUUUGUCCCAUAUCGGGCUCUCAUUUGCUAUCGAUUCACACAUCAAGCAGCCCUUACUGUAAUAUCAUGAACGUUCUCAAAUGCUUGCGCUAUCGUAUGCUAUUCUCCGCUACCUUGAAGUCAAACGUAAACCGCGAGUUUGAGCCGAGAUCUCUUUGGCAUCGGAGACGGUGAUGAGAUAAAUCGAUCCGUUCGGUCGUUUUAUCGCGUGAUCCACGAAGGAGAAAGAGAAAGAGAGAAACGGAUUUCACGGCGAAUCGACGCGAUUCACGGGGUCGAGUGUACGCGAUACGGCGCAUCUAUCCACACAGAUAUACACACACAUAGACAAACGCACACGCACACAGAGCCAUACACGCGCUCGCGCGCACGGUAGCCGCGCGGAAAGGACAUUGUUCCACCUACUGUGCGCGCGGAAACUACCGGUUCUCCGUGAUUUAUGGAGCGAGUGCCCCGCUGCUCGUGCUGCCGCCAUCCACCGCAUCUUCGGGGUCCUCCUCUUCAUCGUCAUCGUCGUCUCCGUCUUCGUGCCCCCUCGUCCUCGUCGCCGCUUCACCGCCAAGCAUUCCCUGCACGCGGGGAGUGCUCCAGUUCCCACGCAGAGGUUGCGCUUCUACUCCCCCGAUCUCUCGAUCUCUCUCCUUCUCUCACCCUCCGAUCUCUCUGUCUCUCUUUUUCUCUCUCUCUCUCUCCUUGUCGCUCUCUCGCUGUUCACCUCAUCGAGAGCGCUCGCUCGACGAUGCGAAUCGUAGCGCACGCUGCACAUGCAUCCCGACCACGCACACCGGUUACCCGUGCCGAUGCUGCGCGCGGUGCAUCAACAUCGCCCGCUGCAACCCGGAAAUCCGGACGUAACACGGCCUCGAUGAGGGCUCCCUCCUUCCUCCCCCUGUCCCCCGCCUCUCGCAGCCCGCGUUGAUCGUCGGCGAGGACUCGGCGAUGCAAGACGCCGCCAGAUUCCCGGAUCUCCUCGAAAUUAACAACGUCGAUGGAUAGUUACGCGCUACGUCCGCGUUGCAGUCGUGUUAUUAAAGCGCGGAAAGUAAAAUACGAUACUGUUAGAUAAAGUACAAUAAUAUACCGUAAAACUCUUAGAUUUAGAAUCGCAACACGGACAUCUUUCUGAUCAUAAUUUCGUUGCCUAUUUCCAAAAUGACGAUCGGAGAACGUUUCAGAAUUUUAUGAAAGCAAAUAUCCGCAAAUAGAAAAUUUAGAAAGUAAAUAUAUAUGUGUAUCAAAUAUAAAUCUCUUUUAACGA
Ooceraea biroi (clonal raider ant) is the source of this 4670-nucleotide messenger RNA. Its product is annotated as slit homolog 2 protein. The record is from RefSeq and is a predicted model, not a curated record. Gene Ontology annotation, molecular function: protein binding. Gene Ontology annotation, cellular component: extracellular matrix. Lineage: Eukaryota; Metazoa; Arthropoda; Insecta; Hymenoptera; Formicidae.